ACAGAACAGAUCAGACUAUUUUCCCAGCAGACCAAUGCUUGAUGGCAUCUAAAAGGACAUGUAAAAACAAGCAGUAAGUUAUAUAAAACAUUCACAAAUUCUAUCGAUUUUGAAUAUCCUAUUCCACUUAUGAGCUGUUCAAUCAACCAUUCAGUUUUGAUGAAGCAGUCACAACAAAAACAGCCGCAUAAUCAAUACAAUUUUACUUUGUAAUCUCCCUAGUUGUUAUCACACAUAAAACCACACUUCAUGCAAUCACCUCUUCUUAAUUAGCCUCUAGCAACAAUUAAGUUUCAUUAUUGAAGCUAUAAUCAUAUAACAAUGUCUUCUUCUACUAUUGUUAAAAUUCUCUCACUCGUGAUAUCUGCAUCUGUCAUUGUACAAACUACAAUGGCAGGUGAUCCAGAUAUCCCGAGUGAUUUCAUAGCUCCAGACGGAUUCCCUAUUGAUGGGAAAUAUUUCACCUACACUGGUAUGCGCGCAUUUGUGCAACAAUCUGCUCCGCCCUCAUAUUUCACGUAUCUGAGGGCGAGCAAGGAAGAAUUUGCGGCUCUUGAUGGACUGAGUGUGGCAACUAUUAUCCUUGGAUUCCGUCCGGGAGACGUUAGUCCACCGCACAUCCACCCUCGUGCGUCGGAGCUACUCUUCGUUGUUGAGGGAAGCCUUGUAGUUGGAUUUGUGGACACAAACAAUAAGCUCUUCACUCAGAAGCUUCAAACAGGGGAUAUGUUUGUAUUCCCAAAAGGACUUAUCCACUUCCAACUCAAUGAAGAUCCUAAGAACCAUGCUAUUUCUGUAUCUUCAUUGGGUAGUGCCAGUCCUGGCCUUAUAUUAGUUCCUAACAACUUGUUUAACACCUCAGCUGCCAUUGAUGACAGAGUUUUGGCUUUGUCCUUUAAGACAAACGUUUCCACUAUUCAACUCUUGAAGAAAGCUUUGUCAACGCCAUACAAUUGAGAGAAACUUUAUGACAUCCUUUAUAAUCUCUUAUGCUUUUGUGUUACGUGUGCUUCAAGUUAUCUCCUAUUAUUUUUCC
Messenger RNA from Arachis ipaensis, 1036 nucleotides. RefSeq names its product germin-like protein 9-3. Gene Ontology annotation, molecular function: manganese ion binding. The record is from RefSeq and is a predicted model, not a curated record. NCBI's taxonomy places the organism in Eukaryota, Viridiplantae, Streptophyta, Magnoliopsida, Fabales, Fabaceae.